AUGAGCGACGAGGACGAGAUGAAGCUGGGAAAGCUGGCCAUGACGACGCAGUGGUGCGAGCGUAUCCGUCAGGGCCGCGGCUCCAAUGCCUGCUUGCAUGUCCGCAGGCUCGUCAGGGCCUCCGUGGGUUUCUUGGCGAGCAAAGAGGCCUUCCUGGACUGCGUAGCGCAUCCCAUGGACAGCCAUUUGCCCUUCACUGUUCGCUUCGUCGAUGGCGCGCCAACGACGGCGCCCGGGCUGGUCGAGACGCUCGAGGGCCUGCUCGAGGGGGAGAAGGCGAUGCUGCUCUCUGGCUUUGGCGCGCGCAUCGUUGGCGACACGGACAGGGCUACGAUCGUCUACGACCAGGGCAACCUGACGCUCAAACUGAUCGAUGCAGCCUAUGCGUCCGCGCCCUACCUCGAUGCGUGUGCCGGGCACGUAGAGAGGCGGCCGAGGAAGGGCAAGGGCAAGGAAAAGACCGCCAUGGGCCCGCCUCCGGUGCCGGUCCGGGAGAGUGCCACUCGCGCCUAUUCACAAGGAAGCAGUAGCAGCAGCAGCAACGGCAGCAUGAGCCCGUCGAGCACCGUAUCAGCGACGCCAGAGUGGAUGCGAACGCCCAUGCCGCCGACUGGCGAGAGCAGCAGCAGCAGCAGCAGCAGAAGAUCGAGACCGACAUGGGACAGAUCUCCGACGGCAGCCCAUACGCUCGUCUAUGCCGGCCCGCGCUUGCUAGGAGGGAAGCUCUACACGCCCAUCUCGGAGCUUGAUGACAGGGCCAUCAACAAGAACAUAUGCGUCAUGGGUGUUGUGCGCACCGAUCGAGUCGCCCGUCGUGCGCUCGGCGGGUCGAGGGACUGGUCUCUGAGUGUGGCCCUGUGCGACGUGGACGACAGAGAAGGCACCCACUCGGUCUCCUUCAAUCUCUUCUCAGCCACCGAGGAGGAUCUGCCCAAGUGCAGACCGGGCCAGAUUCUGUGCCUGCGCAGCGCCAUCAAGCUCAACCGCUUCCAGUCCACGGUCCAGGGUACCGGCUUCAAGGGCUUCCAGUGGGCCCUCGUCGAUGUCAACAAGAAUGUUCAAACAGCUCCGCGCGGCUCGCUCACCGCCGAGGAAAGCGAUGAGCUCGUCAGACUGGCCAGGAUCUAUGCGCGGGACCAGGCGGCGGGCGCGGCCGGUGUGGCCGGUGCUGCGCUUGGGUCGCUGGCGACAACCUCGACCAACGCAAUGAUGACUUCAAGGCCCGGCCGACAGCUCAUCAGGCUCGAAGAGGUGGAGCCAAACAUCUUCUUUGAUGCCAUCGUCGAGGUCGUCAAGGUCUGGGACGCCGCAGGGCCUCGCUCCCCGCCGACAAUCUACGUUACGGACUACACGGCCCAUCCCUUGUACCUCUACCGAAACGACGUGCAUCUGGGUGUGGUCUCGCGCGACGAGUGUGUCACAAUCGAAAAGGACAUUCACGGCGACGAUGGACGGGGACGCGUGCUCCAAGUGGCCCUCUGGGACGAGCAGAUGGCUGUGGCGGGCCUGGUUGGAGUGGGGCAGAUUGUGAGGAUGAAGAAUGUCCGUCCGAAGCGGCAGGCCGAGAACGGCUUCCUCUGCGCUGGCAUCGGGGGAAGCAGGGGCCGGGGCAGUGAACGGUCGCUCUGCGUUGUCGAGGUCGUUGACGAAGGGUGCAGAAAAGAGAUCGAGGAGCGCAAGCGACGCUACCUCGAAGAGAUUGCAAAGGUCAAGGAGGUGAUUGCCAAGAAGCAAGAAGAGGAACAACGAGCAAAGUCAGGCAAGCGUGGCCGAUCGUCAUCGUCUUCAUCAUCGACGUCGUCGGUCUCGACGAGAUUCUCGUCGCCGGAAGCAUUCGACUUUGACGAAGAUGAGUUUGUCAAGGAGAUUGCACGAGCAAGUCAGGAGAAAAAAGCUAUCGUCAAGGUACCAAUCAGCUCGCCAGCACGACCGACUCCGCCUUCCCCCACGAUUCCUCCUCCAGGUCAACAGCGUGUGCUGCAGCCACUGACAGCGAAUGAAUCGCCCGAGGACGCCGCGCCGCAGGACGAUGUUGAGGAAGAAGACUAUGAGAAGGAGCAAGCAUCACAAGAGGUGGAGCCUUGUCCGACAAGAGAGGCCAGACUAGCGCCGACGACGCUCCUCGACGACGUCUCGACGCUGCCUCUUCGACCGCUGUCCGACCUGCGACGCCUGAAGCUGCGGCCAGGCCAAGCUAAGCUCUUUCACUGCCGAGUCCGCAUCAUCGAGACCCGACCCUCGGUCCAGUCCCCUCCUCCUCGUCCCGUCUCUUCUGAAGGUAACGGCGACGUCGAGCAGCGCCUCUUGGCCUGGGUCCAGGUCAAGUGCGGCAUCUGCCAGAAGCGGCUCGAGGUGCACUUUGGCUUCUGCCCAAGCUGCGCAGAGGAGGAUGCCAAGGACGUCGAAUACUCGUACGUCUUUGCGCUGCUCGUGGGCGACGCCUCCUCGAACCACGCAGAGGCAGAGGCAGCGGGCCAGGGCCCCAUUGUCUUGCUCGCUUCGGGAAAGGAUGCAAACCGCAUCUCACUGACGGGAGCUCAAUAG
Messenger RNA from Acaromyces ingoldii, 2544 nucleotides. RefSeq lists its product as hypothetical. Bases 1 to 2544 code for a protein of 847 amino acids. Gene Ontology annotation, cellular component: nuclear telomere cap complex; chromosome, telomeric region. The record is from RefSeq and is a predicted model, not a curated record. NCBI's taxonomy places the organism in Eukaryota, Fungi, Basidiomycota, Exobasidiomycetes, Exobasidiales, Cryptobasidiaceae. The transcript is spliced from 2 exons. Gene Ontology annotation, biological process: telomere capping; regulation of telomere maintenance via telomerase. Gene Ontology annotation, molecular function: telomerase inhibitor activity; G-rich strand telomeric DNA binding.